This is a messenger RNA of Coffea eugenioides, 414 nucleotides long. Its product is annotated as prostatic spermine-binding protein-like. The record is from RefSeq and is a predicted model, not a curated record. NCBI's taxonomy places the organism in Eukaryota, Viridiplantae, Streptophyta, Magnoliopsida, Gentianales, Rubiaceae. Bases 1 to 414 code for a protein of 137 amino acids. The transcript has 4 exons.
AUGCCGAUUUUGAGAGAGGAGCAAGAUAAUGCUGGUUCGAACGGGAAAGAUGACGGAGAGCAUUCCGAUGAAGAUGAGGCUAAUGAGGAUGACAAUGAUAUGUUGAUCAAAGAAUGGGAGGAGAAUGAAACUGAAGACAAUGAUGAUCAUCAAGUUGAGGAUAAUGAUGAGAAUCGGGCUGCCUCCUCAGAUGAUCCUGGUGAAGUCGUUGAUUGUGGUGCACAAUACGAUGAUGACUGUGAGAAUGCUAAUGAUAGCUUUAAAGAUGAUGACAUUGAAAAUGCAGAUGAUUUCGAUGAUUAUGACGAGAAAGUUAGGGAGGAUGAUCAAAAUCCUGGUUUAGAGGGGGAGGGGCAAGAUGUUACUGGUUCGGAGAAGGAUGAGCAAGAUGUUGCUGGUUCAGAGAAGGAGUAA